This is a messenger RNA of Striga asiatica, 390 nucleotides long. Lineage: Eukaryota; Viridiplantae; Streptophyta; Magnoliopsida; Lamiales; Orobanchaceae. The record is from the annotation of a GenBank genome assembly.
AUGGUGGAGCAGAAAAACAACAACAGCAACGCCGCCGACGACAAUCUCAUGUUUGUGGUGGAGCCGAAUCCCGACACCGGACCCCACAAGCUAUAUGCACUCUCAAUUGAAAGCAAAUCGCUCGAACAUAUUCACCCCAAUCGCCCCAAUUUCUCUCAGCUUAAUAGCAGCGCCGGCUAUGAAUUUCUCGGCGGCUGCGACCAAUGGGUGGUGUUGAGCUCCGACGAUGAACUCCUGUGGAAUCCCACCACCGGCGAGGUCAGGCCAAUUCCUCAAUUUCAGGUGAAACCUCGCUUGCCCGUACAUUCCUCUCAGAAAUUCACUUUGAGUUUCUUAAUCAUAGGCAUGCAUAUUUAUCGAAACUUGUCCGAUGGUUAUAAGUUUGUUUAA